This is a messenger RNA of Phaeoacremonium minimum UCRPA7, 783 nucleotides long. RefSeq lists its product as hypothetical. Lineage: Eukaryota; Fungi; Ascomycota; Sordariomycetes; Togniniales; Togniniaceae. Bases 1 to 783 code for a protein of 260 amino acids. The transcript has a single exon. The record is from RefSeq and is a predicted model, not a curated record.
AUGUGCAAGUACUGGCUCCAGCUUUGCGAGCGUUGCUUCACUCCCCGUCGCGGCGGCUACAGCAGUCCCAACCGGAAUGUCACCGAUGGCACCUGCGGCCAUAAGAAGCUUUCUGAGCACUACGCCCUCUAUCCGACCCUGUACUGGCACGAACGCAAGCGCAACCGGCGUCUCGACGGCGCGUUGUUGCACAAUCAAGUUCCAAAUGACGUGGAGCUUCAUCUACGAAUCUGGUUGACCCCUGGUUGCAAGAAUUGCCUUGGCAAGAAAGAGGUCUAUACGGAGGAGGGGAAGAUUGAGACGGUUCAGAAUGCUGCGUUGGUAAAUGCCGGUACGGACGAGGAGGAGGCUGAGUUGCACGAGGCGGACUUCGCGUAUCUGCAGGCCAAGAGAGUCAUGUGCAUUUUCCUGGAGGAGUAUCCCACCAUCCAGGGCGCUCUGCCGGGAGAGUUUCGGAAGUGGCAGGCUUGGAAGAAGGCGAACCCCGAUCCAGUCUUGGAGCAAUUCCAUAAAUGGAUCCUCAAGGAAGACGACGACGAUGGCCCGACACCGCGUGCCAAGCCUCAAAUCACUGGCCUCCCUGCUGGCACUCUUGACCUUCCUCUUGGAAGCAAAGACAAGGCUACCUUCAAUGAUCCAUUCGCGUACCUGGUGGGAAGUUGGGACGAGGAUGCAAUUUCCGAGGAUGCAAGGUCUUUGUCACUCGAGUACGAGUCCGACUCAUCUGUCCCUUCUGAAGCCGUUUAUUAUGACUCUGAGUCUAAUAAGGAGAAUUCUAAUUAA